AUGGUAAAGAUACCGGAGUGGUGUCAUAAAUACUUCAAGUACAGGACUUACUCCGAGCUGGAGCUGUUUAGCCUCUCCAAACUCACACAGAACAAGUAUGGGCACCUGUUCAACGAUCUAUUGAUGAAGGACGAAGGGUUUAGCAAAAGAAUGUUUAUAAAUACGUCCUCAGAAGUUAUGGAGAACGGGUUGGGCCCAUCAAUGGAGGAGUGUGAGACUCUGAAGAGGGAAGAAGUGCUGAAGAUGCUCUCAAAAGAGCAGUCGAGGAAGAGUAAAGUCCACCUUUUAACAGUGGUGAACGUGGGAAAUAACGCUUGUGGUCAUGCAGGAAUUUGGCACGGUGGCGUCAUUAGCGCCAUUUUCGACAAUCUUUUUGGUCUAAUGGGGAACGUAGUUUUACCUCUAGCUGCCACAAAGUCUCUUACUGUUACCUUCAAAGCCCCAGUAUCGGUUGGAUCUACUGUAGUCGCCGUGGCUGAACAUGACCCUGAGUCAGACAAACACUCAGAUCGCUUCACAGUGACAGGCUCGAUGUUCGAUGAAUCUGGAAAACUUGUAGCUACCGGGUCCUCUGAGUUAGUCGACGUGUCCAAAAGGUGGACUAAAUAA
Messenger RNA from Theileria annulata, 609 nucleotides. RefSeq lists its product as uncharacterized. The transcript has a single exon. The record is from RefSeq and is a predicted model, not a curated record. Lineage: Eukaryota; Apicomplexa; Aconoidasida; Piroplasmida; Theileriidae. The coding region runs from base 1 to 609 and encodes 202 amino acids.